AUGUCGACCUCGAUCUUCGUCUCGGCCUUUGCCCCCUUCCCAACGCUCACCCUCUCUGUUCCUUCUGAUGCCUUCCUCUUCGAUGUGCCAGACCUCCUCGCAGAGCGCUACCCCUCGCUUCCUCGCCAUCUUCGCCUAUCGACCCUUCGUGGCGAUGUUGCCCCCGACACCCCCCUCUCUGCGCUUUCCGCUCCCGGAGAGUUGCUCUCUCUGCGUAUUGCGCCGCGUAUUCUUGGUGGAAAGGGUGGUUUUGGAAGCCAACUGCGCGCGGCCGGCGGUCGGAUGAGCAGCCAGAAGACCAGCAACAACGACUCGUGCCGGGACCUCAGCGGGCGGCGUCUGAGCACCAUCAAGGAGGCCAAGAAGCUGGCGGAGUACCUCGAGUCUGAACCCGAGCGGAAGAAGGCUGCUGCAGAGGCCCAGCGCGCCAAGCUCGAGGCUCUCGAGAAGAAGCUCGGGCUCACGCCAGGUGCUGGUCCGUCGUCGUCGUCUUCGCCUGGAGACGCGCCGGAGCCGCUCGCCGGGAAGAAGCACAGGUUCGACGACCAGGAGUACAUCGAGCAGAGCCGGGACAUCGUCGACAAUGUCCGGAGCGCCGUCUCUGUUGCGAUGCUCAAGAAGAAGAAGAAAGCGAAGACAUCGCAUACAUCUGCAAACGCGGAGGCGGCGGCGGCUGUCGCCGCGAAGGAUGUGCGAGAAACCAUGUCGGCAACGGUGAAGGACGCUGCAGCGGAUACGGCAGUGGGUGCCACCACGGUCACGGAGAAGGUUGUCGCGUCUUCUGCGACCGCGCCUAUAGCCGUUGCUGCGUCGCUCGCUGUUGGCAUUACCGCAUAGGUAUUGCUCGGGCCCUGUGUCCCCCUCUCGUCGAGGGAAUUGCGUGUUUUUCCUGUUGUCAGUUGUGUAUGAGAGUAUAAUACAGAUCAAUU
Punctularia strigosozonata HHB-11173 SS5 is the source of this 929-nucleotide messenger RNA. RefSeq lists its product as uncharacterized. The transcript is spliced from 3 exons. Gene Ontology annotation, cellular component: nucleus. The coding region runs from base 1 to 837 and encodes 278 amino acids. The record is from RefSeq and is a predicted model, not a curated record. NCBI's taxonomy places the organism in Eukaryota, Fungi, Basidiomycota, Agaricomycetes, Corticiales, Punctulariaceae.